AUGGCGCCAGCACCCAUCAUUCCUGAGAUAGUUGAUGUUGCCGAGCCCCGGAAGGACACCUUGGGUCUGCCCCAGUCUACGGCUGCCCGACUCAAGAAGGCCAACAUUGAUCUCAGCAAUGGGUAUCCGUACCGCCCUUCACGGCCUCUCUACCUUGAUGACAUAUACAAGAUCCGGAGCAAGGAGCGUGUGCACAACGACCCUGGCGCUAGGGCCGACAAGGACAAGAAGUCCCUCUUCUCAGCAGCUACCAAGGUCACUGAUCUGACUGCAUACAUCGGCACUGAGAUUGAAGGCCUCCAGCUCAAGGACCUCACAGACCAGCAGAAGGAUGAGCUUGCACUUCUGAUCGCCGAGAGGAGUGUCGUUUUCUUCAGAGACCAAGACCUGUCUCCUCAGCAGCAACUGUCACUGGGAGAAUGGUUUGGAGAGGUUGAGGUUCACCCCCAAGUGCCUCAGGUACCUGGCCUGCCCGGAGUGUCCAUCAUCUGGCCCGAUCUCAUGGCCACGGAGAGGGCCGCCAACUUCAGGAACCCAGGAGGCGCAUCCCGCUGGCACUCGGACCUUGUUCACGAGUUGCAGCCGGCUGGCUACACGCACCUUCACAUCGACUCUGCCCCUCCAGUCGGCGGCGACACCCUCUGGGCAAGUGGCUACUCCGCCUACGAGAAGCUGUCCCCCGACUUCCGCAAGAUCAUCGACGGCAAGCAGGCGGUGUACGUCUCGGCUCACCCGUACCUGGAGCGGGAGCACCCCGAGGAAGGGCCCAAGCACGUCGAGCGGAUUCACCCCCUGGUGAGGGUCCACCCGGUCACGGGCUGGAAGUCUCUGUUCGUCAACAGGGCAAUGACGCGUCGGAUCGUGGGCCUGGACAAGGCCGAGAGCGACGUGAUCCUGAAUUAUCUGUUCGAUGUCUAUGAAAAGAACGUCGAUAUCCAGGUCCGGUUCAAGUGGACGCCCAACACCAGCGCUAUUUGGGACAACAGAAUUACCAUUCACAAUGCAAGCUGGGACUACGCUGGCAAGCACCCACGACACGGAACUCGUGUAACGUCGCUGGCCGAGAAGCCGUACUUCGACCCGAGCGCGCCAACUCGGCGGGAAGCUCUGGGACAGCUGGGCUCCGAUGAGCUGCAAGUUGACGGACCUGCGUAG
Messenger RNA from Diaporthe citri, 1155 nucleotides. RefSeq lists its product as uncharacterized. Gene Ontology annotation, cellular component: cytoplasm. Bases 1 to 1155 code for a protein of 384 amino acids. Gene Ontology annotation, molecular function: 2-oxoglutarate-dependent dioxygenase activity. The record is from RefSeq and is a predicted model, not a curated record. The transcript has 3 exons. Lineage: Eukaryota; Fungi; Ascomycota; Sordariomycetes; Diaporthales; Diaporthaceae.